UUGAACGACGACCAGCGCGCCGCGGUGCUCGCGCCCGUGGGCGCGACGCGCGUGCUCGCGGGUCCGGGGUCCGGGAAGACGCACGUGCUCAUCGGACGCGUCGCGCACCUGAUUCACGAGCUGAAGACGCCGCCGAGGGAGAUUUUGUGCAUCACGUUUACGAAUAAGGCGGCGCGCGAACUGCGAGAAAGAUUGAGGGAUAAGAUUGGCGACGCCGCGGCGCGAGAGAUCACGGCAGGGACGUUUCAUUCCGUCGCGGCGAGGAUGCUGCGACGACACGGCGAUCGAAUUCCGGGCAUAGGACGAACGGGAGAGUUUACGAUUUACGACGCCGACGACAGCAAGCAAAUCGUGCAGGGCGUGUUGGUGAACAAGUUUGGGGAGACGAAGAAGACGGCGCAGCCGGGACCGAUGAGAAACUGGAUUAGUACGUCGAAGUCGUGCCCCAUACCGCCGAUGUCGCACGAGCGCUUCGUGGAGUGUUACGACGAGUACGAGCUCGGUUUGCGGCAAGCGAACGCAUUUGACUUUGAUGACUUGCUUUCGGCGACAGUGGCGAUGUUGGAGAUGUGCCCGGACGUACGGUCGUAUUAUGAGCAUCGAUGGAGCCAGGUACUCGUUGACGAGUUUCAAGACACUUCGACGACGCAGUACGAGUUGAUUAGAAAAUUAUCUCAGCCGCAAGGUUCAGUGUUCGUCGUGGGCGACGCCGAUCAGGCUAUUUAUGGUUGGCGCGGCGCCGAGGUCGCAAACAUUCGCACGCAGUUCGAUGAAGACUUCAAGGAUGUCCAGACGCACAUGCUGACGACGAAUUACAGAAGUACGGCGACCAUCGUCGAGGCGGCGCAGGCAGUCAUCAAGGAAAGCGCUUUCCCGUCGCCAUUGGACCUCGUCGCGAACACCCCGGGUGGACGUGACGUCGCGAUCGUCGAGGCAAAUGACGAUCGCGAAGAGGCCGAAUUCAUAGCUUUAGAGGCGCGCAAGUCAGUCAAGGAGGACCCGGAUUUACGGUAUUCAGAAAUCGCUGUCUUGUAUCGAACCAACUCGCAGGCUCGAGUGCUCGAGGAAGCGUUUAUUCGUGCGGGCGUACCGCACAAAGUUAUCGGCGACACAUCGUUCUACGGUCGUAAGGAGAUUAAAGAUAUGAUCGCGUACCUGCGCGUGGUGUCCAACUCGGCGGACACGGUGAGUCUGAACCGAAUCAUCAACACGCCAACGAGAGGCAUCGGGAACUCAACCAUCGAAAAGCUCAGCGCAUGGAUUGAUACGCUUCCGAAAACAGAUGGCACCGAACUGCUGCCGAGCGCGGAGGAAAUGGGAUUGACGACGCGCGCGAGAUCUGCUGUACUAAAAUUUUCACAGCUCAUGGCGGAAACCCGAGAGAAGGCGAAAAGCUCGACACCGGGCGAACUGCUGGAAGCGAUUAUCAAAUGUACGGGUUACGACACCCUCGUGCAAGAUGCCGACGAUGGCAACGAGCGUUGGGCGUUUGUGCAGGAGCUCAUCAACUUGGCGAAAGAGCCACCGCAAGACAUUGACGAAACCAUCCAGGAUCGCGUUGGCCUGGAAGCUUUAGGUUCGUUUUUGGAAGGCAUAUCGUUACUCACGAGUGCCGAGAGCAAGGAAGAAGAAGGAGGAGACACGGUCAAACUUAUGACCAUGCACGCGAGUAAAGGUUUGGAGUUCAACAGCGUAUUCAUUUCUGGCGUCGAGGAAGGGUUGAUUCCUUUUGUGCGUAACGGCGAUAGUGAAGACGACCAAGAUGAAGAAGUUCGCCUGUUUUACGUCGGCAUCACACGUGCGAAGCGCAAGUUGAUGUUGUGUCACGCGCGCGAGCGCCGAAGGUUUGGGCAGAGCGCGCAACCGGCGAGGCGUUCGUUUUUGCUCGACAGUAUCUCGGCGAUGCUCACUGGAUCGAAGAAACCGGAGCGCUCGGUGUCGAUACCGUCGACUUCGCGCGGUAAGGCAACA
Molecule: messenger RNA, 1971 nt
Organism: Ostreococcus lucimarinus CCE9901
Lineage: Eukaryota; Viridiplantae; Chlorophyta; Mamiellophyceae; Mamiellales; Bathycoccaceae
Exons: 3
Biological process (GO): recombinational repair
Cellular component (GO): nucleus
Molecular function (GO): 3'-5' DNA helicase activity; hydrolase activity; DNA binding
Source: RefSeq, a predicted model, not a curated record